AGAUAAUAUUACCUACAUGACUUAUCAGUAUAAAAAAAAUGGAUAACUAAUGAAUUUCAAUAAUCCUUAAAAAAAUAUAAAAACAUUUAUAGUUCUAAUCCUAAAAAAGGUUUACUAUCUAUGUCAUACCUAAAUAGUAGACCAGGAGCAAGACAGAAAAAAAACAUUCUUACAAUAAUAUGCGAUAAACUUCUAAAUUAUAUUAUCUUUAAAUACUUCAAAUAAUUUGUAUUAUUAGUACUUAUUAAAGUUGUACUACUACUUAGAAGUUUUUUUCUUUUUUCAUUCGGUAGCUUGCUUGUUACCUAUGCAAGUAUCAAUGUUUAUAUCCACGUAAUCUACGUUAUAAGUAGCCAUACAUAAAUACAAUCAUUUUUUAUUUUUAUAUAUGUACCUAUAGUAGAAGCAUACGUUAUAGUGAUCGCUUUCAGUAGGUAUCACAAAAAACAAAAAAAAAAAACUUGAAACGAUCAAGCUAUUUAAACAAUAAAUAUUUGAAUCAACCAAAUUACAAUACACGGCUCUUGGACUAUUUUCAUUUCAUACCUAUGUUAAGCCCUGCACUUACUUCAGAUUGCACAACUUCCUGACAAGUAAUACGAUAUUAUUGUUUUCACUGAAUGACGCAAGUUGCGCGACCGCAUCAAUUGGUCUCCGAAAUAUGCUGACUCUAUGGCUAUUGCGUACUGGCGUGACCUCGCCGGAGGCCAACAUGACUGGUUGGGCAUAUGCUUUUUGGAGGUGGUGCAAAAAUUUAAGGUGUUUGAAACCAAAAUGUAAUAACUAUUGUUUUUGCUUCCGAUUUAUAAACAUAAUUAAUCCUACGAACAAAGCUCAUUUUCAUUUUUGUUUUAAAUCAGUACUUGAUACUUAAAUUUAAACACAAGAAAAACUAUAUAAACCUGUAUAUUUAACGAUUUCCCUAAAACUCUUCAGUGCCGAAAUCGUCUUCAGUACCAUCUCGUUACUCUGUGCGUGUUACUCUCUGCGAUCACCUCGCUACUUGUCGCUAGCUUCUCGUCGUAUCCAAGUUCCUGAUAUCGAAAUGUCGGACUCAGAGUUUGAAUAUCCUGGUGUGCCAGUGCCUGUGCAGCUAAGCAAGAAGCAGAAGUCUCCAGCAGGCUCCAAGCGCAAGGCUACGACGAGUUCCAACGAGGCUAGGUCGGACUCAGAGUUAGAAUAUCCUGUGCAGCUGAGCAGGAAGCCGAAGUCUCCAGCGGGCUCCAAGCGCAAGGCGUCGAGUUCCAACGAGGAAGCGGCUAGAUCUACCACUAAGAAGAAGCCGGCUGGAGAUCUCUUCGCAAUUAUUCGCGACGCCGAGAAGGUCGCGAAAACCUGCCCAGAGCAGCAUCAGCUGGGCUCCAGUAUCGUGACGCGAGUUGCCAGCGGUCACGUUCGUCGCGCCGCUCCCACGGAAGGGGAGUUUUAUGUGGAGCUCAAGGUGUAUAACACCGUCGAUGCUGCCAGUACCACCUCACAAGAAAGGUGGAAGAAGGCUCUGGUGACUGUUCGGUUGCAAGCCGAUCAAGACACGCCUCACUGGGAGGCCUUACAAAAAUUCAUGAAGAGUGUAUACACACUCUUCGAAGACACCGAGCCAACAUUUUAUGGCGAAAAAAUAAACAUAAAAUAAUAAUAUAAUAUUAUAAUAAUAAAUAAUAUUUUAUGUUU
This is a messenger RNA of Plutella xylostella (diamondback moth), 1671 nucleotides long. RefSeq lists its product as uncharacterized. The record is from RefSeq and is a predicted model, not a curated record. Lineage: Eukaryota; Metazoa; Arthropoda; Insecta; Lepidoptera; Plutellidae.